This is a messenger RNA of Theileria annulata, 3840 nucleotides long. Its product is annotated as coatomer alpha subunit, putative. The coding region runs from base 1 to 3840 and encodes 1279 amino acids. The record is from RefSeq and is a predicted model, not a curated record. Gene Ontology annotation, cellular component: COPI vesicle coat. Lineage: Eukaryota; Apicomplexa; Aconoidasida; Piroplasmida; Theileriidae. Gene Ontology annotation, biological process: intra-Golgi vesicle-mediated transport; retrograde vesicle-mediated transport, Golgi to endoplasmic reticulum; endoplasmic reticulum to Golgi vesicle-mediated transport. Gene Ontology annotation, molecular function: structural molecule activity; protein binding. The transcript is spliced from 7 exons.
AUGCUAAUUAAAUGUAAAACGAAAGGAACGAGAGUGAAGGGAGUUGUGUUCCACCCACGACUUCACUUCCUACUAGCCUCUAUGCACUCAGGAGAUAUCCAAAUGUGGGAUUAUUUAAAUUCGACAUUAGUGGAAGUUUUCUCAGAACACGAAGGACCAGUUAGAGGAAUCGAUUUCCACCAAGAACAACCACUAUUCGUUAGCGGAGGAGACGACACAACGGUUAUUGUAUGGGAUUUUACACAAAGGAAAAAAUUGUUUGUACUAGCAGGACAUCUGGAUUAUGUGAGAACAGUGCAGUUCCAUACCAGUUACCCAUGGGUAAUGUCAUCAUCAGAUGAUCAAACGAUUAGAAUAUGGAACUGGCAAUCAAGAAGCUGUAUAACAGUAAUUUCUGGACAUAACCAUUAUGUAAUGAGCUCAUUGUUCCACCCAACAGAGAAUUUAAUAAUAUCAUCAAGCCUAGACCAUACAGCAAGAAUCUGGGAUAUCACAUACCUGGUCGAGAAAAAGUGCUCAAUAAAGCCACCAAUACAAAAUCAAAGUAAUUAUUAUAUGGCAGAACCAAAUAGCAUGGGAAACGCAUUUGAAAUUGAAGUGACAGGGGUGUCUGACGUCAUUUGCCUGCACACGCUGGUGGGACACUCGAGCGGUGUCAACUACGCAAUCUUUUUCGGAACCAACCUAGCAAUAACAGCAGGAGAUGAUUGCACAGUGAGGAUUUGGAGGUAUUCACAAUACUCAUUUUAUCAAACGAACAUCCUGAGAGAUCACGAAGACAACGUUACAUGUCUGUUGCUGGUCAAGGAUUAUCUGUUAAGCACGUCGGAAGACCAUUCGAUAAGGAUAUGGGACCUAAAUACGUAUGCAUUGGUCCACACAUAUUUGAUGGAUGAUGACCGAUUCUGGACAAUAUCCAAAUCUAAACAUAAUAACUAUAUAACAGCAGGACAUGACGCAGGAUUGAUAGUAUUCAAGCUUUACAAAGAAAGACCGCAGAUAUCACUGGGCCCAGAUAGAGAAAAAACGAUUCUAUACUAUGUAUGGAACAAUAGCUUGUACGCAAGUAACCUUGAAAAGGAGUGUGAGUCCUUCACGAAAGAACUGUUACAUUAUUCCAGCACUAACGGAACAACAAACGCAGUCAAGAAUAAGAACACAGAUAUGAAUUUGUUAUACUACAAGUGGCUUGAAACCAAUAGCAACAACAAUUUAGUUAGUAACUAUAAAGACCAUGAAAAUAAGUUAGUGUUCCAAUGCCCAAGCGGAACCUACAUCAACCAAAGAACAUUGAUAGGAUCAGUAACCGAAGAAAGGAGAAUAGUGCAGACGACAAAGUUGUUUUUGAACAACUAUGCAAAGGAUCGCAUAAUUUUAUGCCUAAUGUAUAAAAUUAAUAAAGCAAACUACGCAGAGUUGUUCUCAUAUAACAGAGGACAGCUGGAAUACACAUUUAAAAGGCUAUGUAACUCAGCAGCCUUCAUCAACUCAAACCAAAUUUUGGUCCUGGACAAGACGCUUUUGAUCUAUAAUAUAAACGGAGAUCUUAUGUCGGAACUUAACAUAUCUUCUCAGAUACAAAAUAGACAGCUAGGAGCAACGGCACAAUUCACAGAUAAAGAUUUAAAUAAUUUGAAAGUGUUCAGUGUUACCAAGGACGUCUUGUUGUUUUUCUGCCCAAAAAACCAAUUUCUGUUCCUAUAUAGUCUUAACACAAAGAACCUAGUCAACUCAGUUAACGCGCCCUACGGAAAGCUUUUCGACGUUAUAGUUAACAGUUACGGAUUCAUUUGCUGCCUAUUCACCAACUUCGUGGUCAUUUAUGACCGCACACUAAAUCGCAUAACAUAUAAACAGCAGUUUAAUAGGAUCAAAUCAGGAGUCUGGGAUAACAAUACUUCAGUCAUAUACUCAACAUACAAUCAAAUACACUAUCUACUAAUUAACGGAAGCUUCGGAGUUCUUUGCACAAUGGCCUCACCGACAUAUUUAAUAAAAGUGAGUGAUGGAGCCGAUGAUAAAAAGCUUCUGUACCUGAUUAACAGACAGCACCGAUGUUUUAAGCAAGUUUUGGAUUCGCCAGACUAUUUAUUGAAGUACUCACUGCUGGUUAAUAAUAUGGAAAAGGCAAAUACAUUGGUCGAUUCAGGACAAGUGUUUGGAAGAUUCACGUGCUCAUAUUUAAUCAGCAACGGCAAGUACGUCUUGGCGAGGAAGUUGCUGGGCGACGAUAACCUCAACAAAUUCUAUUUAUCAGUACAGUUUGGAGACCUUCAAAAUGCACUAAACGAUGCAAAAUUAAUAAAUAACAAGGCUAUAUGGAGUUACCUGGGUGACGUAUCACUAGAAUUAGGGAACGUAACGAUAGCAGAGUUGGCAUAUCAAAAGUCUAAACAAUAUCAGAAAUUGACAUUGCUAUACCUGGUGAUAGGUGACUUUGGAAAGUUGAGGAAGAUGCUAAAUAUUUGUAAAAUACACGACGAUAAGUCUCUGUUAUUAGUUCAUGCACUGUAUCUGGGAGACAUGGAGGAAUUGAGCAACGUAUUGGGUGAAAAUGGACAUGAACAGUUGGCAAACAUAUGUAACGCAACAUAUAAAAUAAAUAACUGGAGUGAAGAAAAUUUAGAAAAUCCAAAUGCAAAAUACUUAGUACCACCAAAGCCAGUUAACAGAAUGGAAGGAGAUAUGCUGAACUGGAAUGUGAAAUUUAUUGAGUCAGACGAGUCGAAAUUUGAUAUAAAUGAAAUCGUGGAAUUCACUAAGCAGGAAAUGUCAAAGAAAACAGAUUCGUCAUAUUUAUCAACGAAUAUUCUAGAGCAGCAAAUGGCAGAUCUGCUUGUAACAAGUAAAAAGGAAAAAUCACCCAGAGCGGAUGUUUACACACCAGAUCAAGGAGUUGUGUACACAAAACAAGUUCAAAGAAGAGAAGAGGGGGCGGACUUGUUUAAUGAAAUUCUGGAGGGAACACAAGAUGCCUCCCCUCUAGACUUCAACGACACAGCAAAUCAUUAUGAUGGAUCAGAUGAUAUCUGGGACUCUGUAAGAGAUGAAGUCAAUCACGAACAACGCCUAUUUAUGUUCUUGAAUCAGAAAAACUAUACCUCAGCACUAAACUAUUUAAACCACAUGUACGGAGAGGUUAAUGUCCACUUACUAAAGUCUACAUUACAAAAUUCCGAUUUCUCAAAAUUCGACUCAAUUCAACAAGUUAACUACCAGCCAUCUCUAAAUCAGAAGAUGAAUACAGCUCUGGCCCAUUUUCAAAAUGCUGAAUUUGAACAAUGUGAGGAACAGUUGGUUGGUUUGCUCAGAGAACUCUUUCUGUACAAGUCACUUAACCUGGAUGUGGCCACAAUCAUGGAACAUUGCUAUUGGUAUGCACUAGCAAUUAGACUUGAAAUGGAGCGAGAUUCACUUUCCCAAACUGAUCCUAAAAGAAGUUUGCAGCUUGCAGCAUAUCUCACAUGCUGUAAACUUAACACGAGCCACCACUACCUAGUGCUUAGGAAGACGGUGGGACUCAUGUGGAAAGCAAAGAAUUAUCAAACCGCAGCAAUGCUAGUUGAUAGAAUCCUAAAUCUAGAUACCACCAAGUUCGAGUUCGACCAGACUGAGAUGGACAAGGCGAAGAAGAUCCACACACUGUGCCUUCAAAAGGGCACGAACCUCUAUGACCUGGACCUUCAACCAGAGGAUUUUAAUAACCUGGAGAUUUGCUCAGUCACAAUGGAUAAACUAUACCAAGAACCCACUGCAACAUGCCUCUUCUGUGGAGCGUACGCCUUUAGGAAAUACGUAAACCAGUUUUGUAAAGUAUGCCACCUGCUCAAGCUCGUUUAA